GCGCGGGGCCGGGGCGCGCGGAGACCCCAUCGGGACCCGGUGCUAUGGCUGCCACCGAGCGCCGCGCCUUUGCGCACAAGAUCAACAGGACGGUGGCCGCCGAGGUCCGGAAGCAAGUGUCCCGGGAACGGAGCGGCUCCCCCCACUCCAGCCGGCGCAGCAGCGGCUCCUUGGGGGUGCCCCUCACCGAGGUAAUCGAACCCCUGGACUUUGAGGAUGUGAUUCUGAGUCGACCCCCGGACGCUGAACCAGGGCCUCUUCGAGACCUCGUGGAAUUCCCAGUCGACGACUUGGAGCUGAGGCUGCAACCCCGAGAGUGUCGGACCACGGAGCCGGGAAUCCCCGAGGAUGGGAAGUUGGACGCCCAGGGGCGCGCGGCGGUGGAGGAGUACACGCAGGACUGGGUGAUUGCACACCGGAGGUACCAGUGUCUGAGUGCUGCCUACUGCCCUGUCACCACGGAGAAGCAGCGGGAACGCCAGAAAGGACUCACACGCCAGGUGUAUGAGCAGGACGCCUCUGCCGAUGAGAGGUCCGGCCCUGAGGACUCGGAUGAUCCCCGGCAUAGCUCAGGCUCCCCAGAGGACACCCCGCGAAGCAGCGGCGCCUCUGGCAUCUUUGACCUGAGGAAUUUGGCCGCCGAUUCUUUGCUGCCCAGCUUGCUGGAGCGAGCAGUGCCGGAGGAAGUGGACCGGCGGAAUGAAUCUCUACGACGGCAGAACCGGCCUCGCUCACUGCUCACCCUCUACCCAGCACCCGAUGAGGAAGAGGCAGUAGAACGCUGCAGCCGGCCAGAACCGCCACGGGAGCACUUCGGACAGAGGAUCCUGGUCAAAUGUCUGUCCCUAAAGUUCGAGAUCGAAAUUGAACCCAUCUUCGGCAUCUUGGCGCUGUAUGAUGUGCGGGAGAAAAAGAAGAUCUCAGAGAACUUCUACUUCGACCUGAACUCGGACUCCACCAAGGGGCUGCUGAAGGCCCAUGGCACGCACCCCGCCAUCUCCACCCUGGCUCGGUCCGCCAUCUUUUCCAUCACCUAUCCAUCGCCUGACAUCUUCCUAGUCAUCAAGCUGGAGAAGGUGCUGCAGCAGGGGGACAUCAGCGAGUGCUGCGAGCCCUACAUGGUGAUGAAGGAGGCGGACACAGCCAAGAAUAAAGAGAAGCUGGAGAAGCUGCGCCUGGCGGCCGAGCAGUUCUGCACCCGACUGGGCCGCUACCGCAUGCCCUUCGCCUGGACAGCCGUGCACUUGGCCAACAUAGUCAGCAGCGCCGGCCAGUCGGACCGCGACUCCUCCGACUCCGAGGGCGAGCGCAGACCGGCCUGGACAGACCGCCGCCGCCGGGGUCCCCAGGACCGGACAAAUAGUGGGGAUGACACCUGCAGUUUCUCUGGCUUCCGCCCAGCCACACUAACAGUCACCAACUUCUUUAAGCAGGAGGCUGAGAGGCUGAGCGACGAGGAUCUCUUCAAGUUCCUGGCUGACAUGCGGCGUCCAUCCUCCCUUCGGCGCCUGCGCCCCGUGACUGCUCAACUCAAGAUCGACAUCUCCCCAGCCCCCGAGAACCCCCACUUCUGUCUCUCCCCGGAGCUGCUUCAUGUUAAACCCUACCCAGACCCCCGAGGUCGGCCCACCAAAGAAAUCCUGGAGUUCCCGGCCCGAGAGGUCUACGCCCCUCACACCAGCUACAGAAACCUGCUCUAUGUAUAUCCACACAGUCUCAAUUUCAGCAGCCGCCAGGGCUCAGUGCGUAACCUGGCGGUCCGCAUCCAAUACAUGGCAGGCGAGGAUCCCAGCCAGGCACUACCGGUCAUCUUCGGCAAGUCCAGCUGUAGUGAAUUCACCCGCGAGGCCUUCACACCGGUUGUCUACCAUAACAAGUCCCCCGAAUUCUACGAGGAAUUUAAACUACGUCUCCCGGCUUGCGUGACUGACAACCACCAUUUACUCUUCACUUUCUAUCACAUCAGCUGCCAGCCCCGCCCGGGCACGGCGCUGGAGACUCCAGUGGGGUUCACGUGGAUCCCUCUCCUGCAACAUGGCCGCUUGCGGACCGGGCCCUUCUGUCUCCCCGUCUCCGUGGACCAGCCGCCCCCCAGCUACUCUGUGCUCACCCCCGAUGUGGCGCUGCCGGGCAUGCGCUGGGUGGAUGGUCACAAGGGCGUGUUCAGCGUGGAGCUCACAGCUGUGUCCUCCGUGCACCCCCAGGACCCCCACCUGGAGAAGUUCUUCACCCUGGUGCACGUCCUGGAGGAGGGGGCCUUCCCGUUCCGCCUCAAGGACGCGGUGCUGAGUGAGGGCACAGUGGAGCAGGAGCUGCGGGCCAGUCUGGCUGCCCUGCGCCUCGCUAGCCCAGAACCCCUGGUCGCCUUCUCCCACCAUGUCCUGGACAAGCUCGUUCGACUGGUCGUGCGGCCCCCCAUCAUCUGUGGCCAGAUCGUGAACCUGGGCCGAGGAGCCUUUGAGGCGAUGGCUCAUGUCGUCAGCGUGGUCCACCGGAGCCUGGAGGCCGCCCAGGACAGUCGUGGGCACUGCCCGCUCUUGGCGGCCUAUGUCUACUAUGCCUUCCGCCUGCCUGGCACUGAGCUCAGCCUGCCUGGUGGGUCCCCUGCCAUCACUGUGCAGCCCGCCACCCUGUCCCGGAGUUCUGGCCGCCCUGCGAGCCUGUACCUGGCCCGGUCCAAAAGCAUCAGUAGCAGCAACCCUGAUCUGGCUUUGGCACCGGGCUCGGUGGAUGACGAGGUUUCACGGAUUCUGGGCAGCAAGGCCGUGGACCGCUCGCACUCCUGGGUGAAUUCUGCUUAUGCUCCCGGAGGCAGCAAGGCUGUGCUGCGACGGGCGCCCCCUUAUUGUGGGGUAGAGCCCCGACAGGCCAUCGACCGCAGCUCUAAUCGCACCUCCUCCUACCUCGAGGGUACCUCCUCAGCCACCCAGCCGAGACUCACUGUGCCGAAGCUGCUACAUGAGGAGCUGGCCCUGCAGUGGGUUGUCAGCGGCAGCGCCGUGCGGGAGGCCGUCCUGCAACAUGCCUGGUUCUUCUUCCAGCUCAUGGUGAAGAGCAUGUCGCUGCACCUGCUCCUGGGUCAGAAACUUGACACGCCUCGCAAACUUCGCUUUCCUGGGCGCUUCCUGGAUGAUAUCACCGCUCUGGCAGGCUCUCUGGGCCUGGAAGUCAUCACUCGAGCCCAUAAGGAUGCAGAGCUGGCCGAGCGCCUCAAUGCCAGCCUGGCCUUCUUCCUCAGUGACCUGCUGUCCCUGGUUGAUCGUGGCUUCGUCUUCAACCUCAUCAGGGGCCACUACAAGCAGGUGGCCACGAGGUUGCAGUCGUCCCCCAAGCCCGGCACACUACUCAACCUGCGCAUGGACUUCACCCGCAUCUUGUGCAGCCAUGAGCACUACGUGACCCUCAACCUGCCCUGCUGCCCGCUGUCGCCACCAGCCUCGCCCUCGCCCUCUGUGUCCUCCACCACCUCCCAGAGCUCCACCUUCUCUAGCCAGGCCCCCGACCCCAAGGUCGCCAGCAUGUUCGAACUUAGCGGCCCCUUCCGACAGCAGCACUUCCUGGCUGGGCUUUUGCUCACAGAGCUGGCUCUAGCACUGGCCCUGGAGCCCGAGGCAGAGGGGGCACCCCUGCUGCACAAAAAGGCCAUCAGCGGGGUCCACAGUCUGCUGUGUGGCCAUGACGUGGACCCCCGCUAUGCUGACCCCACCGUCAGGGCCCGAGUGGCCGAGCUGUACCUGCCACUUCUGGGACUCGCCCGGGACACGCUGCCAAGACUGCACGACUUUUCCGAGAGUCCAGGGCAGCGGUCGAGACUGGCCUCCAUGCUGGACUCGGACACUGAGGGGGAGGAGGACUUCGGGAGCACCAUCAACCCAUCCAUAGCCAUGGCCAUCGCAGGGGGCCCCCUGUCCCCUGGAUCUCGAGGGAGCAUUGCCCAGGGCCCUGGGUCGGCUGCCCGUGCAGGCAGUGCCCUCCCGGCCGAAUCCAGCCGCUCGCUCCUGGUGUGCGUCCUCUGGGUGCUGAAGAACGCUGAGCCUAACCUCCUGCAGCGCUGGGCCGCUGACCUGGCGCUCCCACAGCUCGGCCGCCUCCUGGACCUGCUCUACCUUUGCCUGGCUGCCUUUGAGUACAAGGGGAAGAAGGCCUUCGAACGGAUCAACAGCCUCACCUUCAAGAAGUCACUGGACAUGAAGGCGCGGCUGGAGGAGGCCAUCCUGGGCACCAUCGGGGCACGGCAGGACAUGGUGCGCCGGAGCCGCGAGAGGAGCCCUUACGGGCCCCAGGAGAACGUCCGCUGGCGGAAGAGCGUCACGCACUGGAGACAAACGUCAGACCGCGUGGACAAAACCAAGGAGGAAAUGGAACACGAGGCCUUGGUGGAUGGGAACCUGGCGACAGAGGCGAGCCUGGUGGUUCUGGACACUCUAGAGAUCAUUGUGCAGACGGUGAUGCUGUCAGAGGCCCGGGAGAGCAUCUUGGGGGCAGUCCUGAAGGUCGUACUUUACAGCCUGGGAAGUGCCCAGAGUGCCCUCUUCUUGCAGCACGGGCUGGCCACACAGCGGGCGCUCGUGUCCAAGUUCCCAGAGCUGCUGUUCGAGGAAGACACGGAGCUGUGCGCUGACCUGUGCCUGAGACUCCUGCGACACUGUGGCAGCCGCAUCAGCACCAUCCGCACGCACGCCAGCGCCUCCCUCUACCUCCUCAUGCGCCAGAAUUUCGAGAUCGGCAACAACUUCGCCCGCGUGAAGAUGCAGGUGACCAUGUCCCUCUCGUCCCUGGUGGGGACCACCCAGAACUUCAGCGAGGACCACUUGCGGCGGUCUCUAAAGACCAUCCUCACAUACGCGGAGGAGGAUGUGGGCCUGCGGGACAGCGCCUUUGCCGAGCAGGUGCAGGACCUGAUGUUUAACCUGCACAUGAUCCUGACGGACACUGUGAAGAUGAAGGAGCAUCAGGAGGACCCCGAGAUGCUCAUUGACCUCAUGUACAGGAUUGCCAGGGGCUACCAGGGCUCCCCAGAUCUGCGACUGACAUGGCUGCAGAACAUGGCAAGCAAACACGCAGAGCUGGGCAACCAGGCGGAGGCUGCGCAGUGCAUGGUACACGCAGCUGCGUUAGUGGCCGAGUACCUGGCGCUGCUGGAGGACAGUCGCCACCUGCCCGUGGGCUGCGUCUCCUUCCAGAACAUCUCGUCCAACGUGCUGGAGGAAUCUGCCAUCUCCGAUGACAUCCUGUCUCCCGACGAGGAAGGCUUCUGUUCUGGGAAGCAUUUUACUGAGCUGGGGCUGGUGGCACUGCUGGAGCAGGCAGCCGCCUACUUCACCCUGGGCGGGCUGUAUGAGGCCGUGAAUGAAGUGUACAAAAAUCUUAUCCCUAUCCUGGAAGCCCACCGCGAUUACAAGAAGCUGGCGGCCGUGCACGGCAAACUGCAGGAGGCUUUUACCAAGAUAAUGCACCAGAGUUCCGGCUGGGAGCGAGUCUUCGGGACCUACUUCCGAGUGGGUUUCUACGGCUCCCGCUUUGGGGACCUGGAUGAGCAGGAGUUCGUGUACAAGGAGCCAUCCAUCACCAAGCUGGCCGAGAUCUCCCACCGGCUGGAGGAGUUCUACACGGAGAGGUUUGGGGAGGACGUGGUGGAGAUCAUCAAAGAUUCCAACCCGGUGGACAAGAGCAAGCUCGACCCCCAGAAGGCCUACAUCCAGAUCACCUACGUGGAGCCCCACUUUGACACCUACGAGCUCAAAGACCGCGUGACCUACUUCGACCGCAACUAUGGGCUCCGAACCUUCCUCUUCUGCACCCCAUUUACGCCCGAUGGCCGUGCGCACGGGGACCUAGCCCAGCAGUACAAGCGCAAGACGCUGCUGAGCACCGACCACGCCUUCCCCUACAUCAAGACGCGCAUCCGCGUGUGCCACCGGGAGGAGACGGUGCUGACCCCUGUGGAAGUGGCCAUCGAGGACAUGCAGAAGAAGACUCGGGAGCUGGCCUAUGCCACCGAGCAGGACCCACCCGAUGCCAAGAUGCUGCAGAUGGUGCUGCAGGGCUCCGUGGGACCCACAGUGAACCAGGGUCCCCUGGAGGUGGCUCAGGUGUUUCUGGCCGAGAUCCCAGAAGACCCCAAGCUCUUCCGACAUCACAACAAGCUCCGACUGUGUUUCAAGGACUUCUGCAAGAAGUGUGAGGACGCCCUUCGGAAAAACAAAGCACUGAUCGGACCCGACCAGAAGGACUAUCACCGAGAGCUGGAGCGCAACUACUCACGGCUGAAAGAGGCGCUGCAGCCCCUGCUUGCCCACCGCCCACCGCAGAUGCUGGCACCCCCGGCUGCUGGCCUCAGAAACACCUUGAACAGAGCAAGUUUCCGGAAAGCGGAACUCUGAGCCUGUCCAGCAUUCAGCUCAAGUCACGCCCCAGGGGUGGUCCCCAGCACCCCCUUCGUCACCUCGAAGAGUUGCCUGCUGGAUUCUGGGCCUCUUUCCUAUGUCCGUCCCUGUUCCCCUUUGUACACUGAGUUUAUCUUUUUUUUUUUUUUUUAAUUUAAAGUGGGUUUUCUAAGCA
Molecule: messenger RNA, 6561 nt
Organism: Suncus etruscus (white-toothed pygmy shrew)
Lineage: Eukaryota; Metazoa; Chordata; Mammalia; Eulipotyphla; Soricidae
Gene: DOCK6
Product: dedicator of cytokinesis 6
Exons: 50
Coding region: 45-6383 (2112 amino acids)
Biological process (GO): positive regulation of GTPase activity; small GTPase-mediated signal transduction
Cellular component (GO): cytosol
Molecular function (GO): guanyl-nucleotide exchange factor activity
Source: RefSeq, a predicted model, not a curated record